This is a messenger RNA of Pyrenophora tritici-repentis Pt-1C-BFP, 1746 nucleotides long. NCBI's taxonomy places the organism in Eukaryota, Fungi, Ascomycota, Dothideomycetes, Pleosporales, Pleosporaceae. The record is from RefSeq and is a predicted model, not a curated record.
AUGGGUAAAGUUCAGCUGCCAACCAGGCAACAGGUCACAGCCCCUUUUCAAUCCAAGGCAGCUUUUGUCAAUUUCAUAAGAUCUCCUCAGGGCAACGAUGGCCAGGCCCCGAUAGGCGAUGAGAGAUGGAGCAACAAAGAUCUCGAGCCAACACCGGUCGAGCAGAGGACAUGGACUUGGUUCAAUCUGCCCCUAUAUUGGUUCUCUAACCAAUUCUCCCUUGUUGGCUGGAAUACCGGUUCUGCGCUGGUGACAGUUGGUCUUCAAUCGUUUGUCUCAGCAUGUAUCGGCUCAUUUCUCGCUGCAAUCAUUGUCGUCCUCAUGGCCCGUCCAGGUGUCAAGUACCAUAUUGGAUAUCCCAUUAUUGCGCGCUCUGUCAUGGGAAUGUACGGCUCCUACUUCUUCGUCUUCAUCCGUGCGAUAGUAUGCAUCAUCUGGUACGGCAUCCAGUCCUUCUACGCCGGCAACAUCCUCUCGGUGAUGUUGCGUUGCAUCUUUGGCGACUCCUGGGUGAACUUCCAUAACACCCUCUCUCCAAGUGCGAACGUCACUUCGAAGCAGCUCCUGGCCUUCUUCAUGGCCUGGCUCAUGGAGUUCCCUUUCAUGUGGGUUCAUCCAAGGCACAUACACUACAUUUUCACUGUCAAAGGUGUCAUUAUGCCUAUUGCGGCUUUUGCUGUUUUUGGUUGGUGUAUGAAGAAUGGCGGUGGUCUCGGUGCUAUGGAUCUCGCUUCUGAACAGGGUGAACUUUCUGCCGCGAAAGUUCCCCUAGGCUGGAGUAUCAUGGCAGGUAUCAACACUAUCUUCGGUUCCCUCUCGCCCAUGCUGGUGAACCAGCCCGAUCUUGCCCGUUAUUGCAAGAAACCCCGAGAUGCCGGUCCGAUCCAGGGUGUCAGCGUUUUCGUCGCCUCCGUUACCGUCUUCUUCCUCGGCAUGGCUUCCACAACAUCAAUGCAGGCAGCUUACGGCGUUGCGUACUGGAAUAUCUGGGAUCUUUUCGAUGCCAUCCUUGAUCACCACUUCGGCGCUGGCGCACGUGCUGCCAUUUUCUUCGCAGGCUUCGCGUUCUUUUUCGGUGUCUUUGCGACAAAUUUCGGGGCAAACUCGAUCCCCUUUGGCUCCGAUAUGACUGGUUUAUUCCCGAAGUGGCUCACUAUCCGAAGGGGACAGGUUCUCUGUGCCCUCCUUGGAGUCGUUGUGCAGCCAUGGCAACUCAUGGCUAAUGCGACAGCUUUCCUUAGCUUCCUUGGGUCUUACAGUAUCUUCAUGGCACCUCUUUGCGCCAUAAUCAUAGUCGAUUACUUCCUGGUACGAAAAGGCAACAUUCAUGUUCCUUCCUGCUACGAUGGAAAGAAGACGGGUCUUUACUGGUUCUGGUCAGGUGUCAACUGGUGCGGUGUGUUCGCAUGGCUGGGCGGCACAUCCAUGGGUAUCCCAGGUCUCAUCGGCCAAUAUCAGCCGAAGAUCAUCUCAAUGCCUGCGCAGAACAUGUACCGCAUGGGUUACGUACUGACGUUCACCACUGCGGCGAUUGUCUACUACAUCUUGAGACUAUUCGUCAAGCCACGAGUGUUCCCUUACGGACGCGAGAGCACACCUUUCACACAGGAAUGGCUGGCCAACGAUGGUCGUGAAGGCUUCUACGACGGAGACAGAGAUGGCGGCGCAAUCUAUGCGGCUGCUACACCACCGAUGACGGAAGAAGAUAUGGAGACGGGAGAGAAGUCGCCGAAAGUGUCUUAUUGA